Diabrotica balteata is the source of this 4032-nucleotide messenger RNA. The record is from the annotation of a GenBank genome assembly. NCBI's taxonomy places the organism in Eukaryota, Metazoa, Arthropoda, Insecta, Coleoptera, Chrysomelidae.
UGCCCCAGAAAAUGUAGUGACUUUUUUGACGGCAUUUCGGAUAUACCUAGCACUUAGUUUUUCGGAAGUACCUAGUUUAAUUUAGUUAUUCAACAAUUUAAUAAUUUAAGUUCUGUGUAAGGUAUUACUUUUGUCGUCUAUAAUCAUAUCGUAUUCUUAUAAAUUUCUUUUUGUUUCAGGUGUGCCAACUUCGGCAGAUUUAGAAAACAACUCGAACCAAAAGAAAUAUACCGUUAACCAAAACGACAAAAAAGGCCUUGUGAUACCGAGAUCCCUCUGCGCCCUAAUGGCGAUCGGUGCCUUACUAUUAGCUAUACUAGUAGGUCUAAUAGUAUUUUUCUUAGUUCCUAGGGAUUGCCAUGCAACGAAAUCCCCUCAAGCAUUAACACAUCAACCGCAAAGUGCUAGCGUACUGAAUAUUAAUAGUAGGGGUAGUAAUAAUAAUAAUAAUGUUGAUACUAAGGCUGAAACGACGAUUGAACCGAAAGUGACGAAAGUGGAAGUUGAACAAAGGCUGCCAAGGAGUAUAGAACCUACACAUUAUCGAUUACGAAUUUUGCCGCACUUCCAAAACUCUACGACUGAGGGUUCAGUGACUAUGACUCUGAACGUUUUAGAGGAAACGAACGAAAUUAUUUUCAACGUUAGAAGCAUUUCAAUUGAUGAGCAUUCCGUUAGCGUAAGAUCAACCAAACCUGAUUCUAGUCUGUUAGAAAUAAAAGAGCAGCUUUACUACGAGAAGGAGAAAUAUAAAAUAGUACUGAAAGAGCAUUUAAGGAAAAAUGAAGAGUACCAGUUAGAUGUAAAUUUUGAUGGGAAAUUGAGUGGGCAUUUGAAAGGAUUUUAUAGGAUAAAAUAUUACGACCAAAUCCACAGGCAAAGGUUAAUUGCUUCUACACAGUUUUCUCCAGUCGAUGCAAGAAGUGCUUUUCCAUGCUUCGAUGAACCGUCGUUCAAGGCCAAUUUCCAAAUAACCAUAGGGCGACCAACUGAUAUGAUGUCACUAUCAAACAUGCCGUUAGCCACGACAACUUUAUUUUCAACGAACAACUCAGAACAAUGGAGUUGGGACGAAUAUCCAGAAACUCCCAAGAUGUCGACUUAUCUAGUCGCUUUUAUGGUAAUGGACUUUGUUAAAGGUGCUGGAGAUGAUCAACUAAUGCAAUUUUGGGCACGACCACAAAUCGCUGGAAACGCUGCUUAUGCUGCUGAGAUAGGACCGAAAAUCUUAAGAUUCUAUGAAAAUUAUUUCGGCAUUAAAUUCCCGUUAUCUAAAAUUGAUAUUGUAGCUGUGCCUGAGUUUGGUUUUAGCGCUAUGGAAAAUUGGGGACUGAUAACAUUCAGAGAGGAUGUUCUCUUAUACGAUCCAUUAUCAUCAACUAAUGAGGACAAGAGAACUACAGCAACAGUUUUGGCCCACGAACUGGCCCAUCAAUGGUUUGGUAAUCUCGUAACUCCAGUAUUUUGGAACGAUCUCUGGUUGAAAGAAGGCUUUUCCAAUUUCUUGGUAUACUCAGGGGUAAACUACGCUGAACCAAGAUGGAUGUUUGCUGAAGAAUUCAUGCUAUCUGAAAAUCUCAUCGCAAUGAAUGAAGACGCUUUGCAAACUUCUAGACCGAUUUCUUUCGAUAAUAUUCAAAACACAAUUCAAAUUCGACAGUUAUUCGAUCCUAUCACAUAUCGCAAAGGAGCUGCAAUAGUUAACAUGAUAAGCAACUUCCUCGGAGAAGAAACUUUCAAAACCGGACUUACUAAUUUUUUGACUAAAUAUUCUUACAAAAAUGCUGAUAGAAAUGAUUUAUUUGCAUCUCUUACCGAAGAAGCACAUAAAAGACAGAAAAGAUUCCUGUACCGCAUGAAGGACGAAAAAUCAAACUACUGGGUUCCAUUAUCGUUUACUACUAGUGUACAGCCAAAUUACACCGACACUUUCCCCAAAUUUUGGCUGAAGGGGGAAUAUGAAACUGUACAAAACGUCAAUUUAUCGGAUAUUAAAUGGUACCUCCUAAAUUUAAACCAAACAGGUUACUUUGUUGUUAACUACGACGAAAGAAACUGGAUGAGUCUCGUCGAAGCCAUAAUGGAAGUACCGACUAGCAUCAGGGCGCAGCUGAUAUCAGACUCCAUGGAUUUAGCAAGGGCAAAUAUCAUUAGCUACGACAUACCGCUAAGGAUGAUUGCUAGGAUGGCGAUUCGUGACAAUGACAUCAUGUUUGUACCAACAGCGAUAGCCUUCGAGAAACUGAAGUAUUUGAGCGAUAUCCUUUCUUCCACGCCAGCUUUCGGAUUUUUCGAGCAUCAUAAAGCUGUUUACUGUUACUGGGUUGAGUUUACAGUAUUCUUACAUCUAGAACAACUUUACGGGGUUGAACCAAAUCUACAGCAAAUCGUCUAUUGCACAGCCCUAAGGGAAGGAGGACAGAUAGAAUGGGAUUUUGCCUACAAGAAAUAUAUAGAAAUCACAUCUCCAACAGAGAAAAACACCCUUCUAGAUGCUCUGGGAUGUACGAGACACACAUGGCUGCUCUCUAGUCAUGGCGACGGUUUCAACGUCAUUGCAAAGAUGGUCAAAGCUCUAGGACCACAAAUGAACACUGAAUUCCAACUGUCAGAGUUAAUAAGAUUCCGGGAUAGCAUCCACAGCAAUAGCAGCUCGGCAUCAGAAGCAAUCGAUUCCACGAUAGAAACAGUGCGAGGCAACGUGGAAUGGAUGCAAAAGAACUACCAUCAAGUAGAGCAAUGGCUUCGGAAAAAUAAGAACAAUUUUGAUACUUUAUAAAGCCAUAUUCUAAUGAAAUUAAUUUAAAAAUUUUAUAUUAUAAAGCGUUAGCUAGAAAGCGAGACCGAUUUCCAUUUGGUGAUAAAUAAAUAUCAGCUAAGAAAGUUAUUUUUGUUACAGAAUUUAUCAAAUAUGUGGUGAUUAGAGAUAGUGAUUGUUGCCUCAAUAGAAGGUUUGAAUGUUAGCUGAAAUGCACAUAUUAUUGGUAAAAGACUUUUUUUAAUUAUCGACAGUAUUGCACUCCAUCGAGGCAAAUUAGAUGUAAGGUGGCUAAAAAGAGAAGAGAAAUUGUAUAUAAGUGGAUUUUUGUAAGAGAUAUAUUUCAGGACUGCACAUAAAGAGAUGUAUGCCAAUAUUAGCCAUUUAUCCCACGAUGUAUUCAAAGUGAAACAUUUAUUUCUGAGUAUAGCCUCUCUUUAAUUCAAAACAUCUCCAAGAACCUAAUUGUGCCAUUUUGGGAGGUUUUCAUUAACUGCUACUUACCAAUAACAGCUAUCAGCCACAACUAUUUAAAGAUUUGGGAGAUGAACGUCAUAAGUAAUGUCAAAUCUGGUAGACAGAAAGGAAUCUACCAAUUCAUGCUUCAAAUCAACCAAUCUGUCUUCAGUCUUGAACACCCACUGUAUCUUGGAUUGUACCAUUAUAAAUAGAGGGAAAAGUUUCUUCUAUCUCUCGGAAGAGACCUUCUUUAUUUUGUAUUUCUAGCUACUUUGUCUCUGCGCAUUUAUUGUGUGUUCAUAUUACCUAAUAUACUUACGAAAAUAUUAGUGAUAGCACUUUUUUACCAUCCACUUCUUUCUACAACAACUCUUGAUAUUUUCGACGUGCUUUUGACAUCAACUUAUCCUAAAAUAUUAAGUUAUCUUGCCUAAUGACCUGAAUUAUUUUAAUCUCCCUUGUACAUACAUAAUAUGUUCAAAUUUUCUUGCAAAAAAUCGCAGCCAUAUACAUUUUCUUUAGUCUCUAAUGCCUGCAUCAUUUCGACUGAAGUAUUUAUUGUUUUGGUAGUAUAUUUUUUAUUUGUAUUCUUCAUAUUUUUUUAAAGUAAGUCGCAAAAUCCAUAAAACAAUAUAUACAUCAGUAACUUUAGGAUAUAUAUUUUAUUUAAAAUGCGGUAACUAUUUUAAUAUUAUAGCUAAUGAUUUGACUCUGUUUACACGAUCUAAUUUAUUGUAAAGUUGUAUUUGUAAGAAACUGAGGACGUAUAUUAUAUAAAAAUGUUGAGAAUUGUAGAGAAAUAAAUAUAAACAUUU